AUGAUAAUAUUUCUAAUUACAAGUGCUUUGGCAUCACACAUCUAUCCCAUCACGUAAAACCCAAAAACCUUUGCUUUUCAAUUAGCCUAUCAAUAAGGGUCCUUGACACUUGAUUUAAAUUCUUAAUUGACCUUUAUGAAACUUAGAGGAUAGGAAGUCAAAUGUAAUUCAUCUCCAUUUGGAGAUGAGGUUGAAUGUUCUUCUUGCACUCCCAAUUGUGUCAUAGGAGAUGGUAAUUUAAUGCAAAAUGAUAUCAUCUUGAACAAUGUGUUACAAGAAGAAAAAAUAGAACAGAUGUUAUACGUUUCUACAGAUCAAGAGGAAAUAUUAGGUUUAGGACAAUAAAGAGGAUGUAAUUUAUGAUUUUUAUAGUUGUAGCAUCUAAAUAUCCAUAGAAUCCUUUUAUUUCCAAUAUUUUUCAUAUAUGUCUUGGUUUUAAUAAAGGAUUUAUUUCAAAAGAGUUUAAGAAUCCAUACAAGUAUCAAAUAAAUUACAAAUCAAAUUCUUCCUCUAAAUAUUAAGUAGAUCUUAAACUAAUUAAAAUACAAAAUUAAACAAUUGUUAAUCUAACAGGCAAGGUUACAUUUAUUGAUAGUAGAGAUCCAUAUAUUUUAUUACCUGAAGAAAAUUAUCAAAAGAUUUUAACAUAUUUCUCCAAAUUUUAAGUUGUAGAAGAAUCCUAUAAUCUAAUUGUGAAGAAUCAAUCUCUAAAAUUACCAGAUAUUGAAUUUAUAUUUGAUGAUGAUGAAAAAAUUAUUAUGGAAUCAGAAUCAUAUAUCUUAAAACUUUAAAAUGAUACUCAUAUAUUAAGAUUUAAUAGAUCUAAAUUAAAUCGUAUUGAGUUAGGAUUACCAUUUUUAGCAUAAAAACUUAUGACAAUUAAUUAAAAUACUUAGAAAUUCUAUUUUUCUGAUUUUAAUUGUUAAGAUCAAUUUGAAUAGAUACAAUUAGAGGUUGAUUACUUUAAAUAAAUACUACUUCCAACAUUAUUGAUAUGUCUUGUAUUUUAUUGUAUUUUAACUCAAAAAGCAAAAAUAUAAAAAUAGUCAAGAGCAAAUGAAAGUUAUGAAUUGACUAAAUUAAAAUAAGAAAUUGAUGAAGAAGAAGAAAUUUGA
Molecule: messenger RNA, 1115 nt
Organism: Paramecium pentaurelia
Lineage: Eukaryota; Ciliophora; Oligohymenophorea; Peniculida; Parameciidae
Source: the annotation of a GenBank genome assembly